Messenger RNA from Aspergillus fischeri NRRL 181, 498 nucleotides. RefSeq names its product Rieske (2Fe-2S) protein. The transcript is spliced from 2 exons. The coding region runs from base 1 to 498 and encodes 165 amino acids. Gene Ontology annotation, molecular function: 2 iron, 2 sulfur cluster binding. NCBI's taxonomy places the organism in Eukaryota, Fungi, Ascomycota, Eurotiomycetes, Eurotiales, Aspergillaceae. The record is from RefSeq and is a predicted model, not a curated record.
AUGCCGACCGAAUUCACCCAAUUUGUGAGAAAAUCCGCCACGUCGCUUACAUUAGCGAUGAACCCCUUUCGAGCUCCGUCUCGACUAGAGGGAGCUUGGCACAAGGUCGGCCUUGCAUCGACAUUUCCGGACGUUAAUAUCGACUAUGAUGGACGACGGAUCACAGCGAAAUGCAAAGCUUUCCGGAUCCCGAACCCCAAUACAAACGGGCCUCAAGACGCACGGUGUCCAGUCGAAGCGGACAUUGACUUACCAGGUGACCUGAAGGAUCAGGGGAGCCUCUUCGACAUCGAAGACUUUGGCGUCGUGCUCAGCGCCGGUAUCACAUGUCCCAAGCACGGCUGGUCCUUUGACCUCUUUUCCGGGCAGUCGGAUCGUGGCAACUACAAGCUUAAGGUUUGGGAGGUUCAGCUGCGUGACCCUCCCGCAUCAACUGAUGGGGCUUCUAAGGCUACCGACAAGGAGGUGUGGGUGAGGCGGAAGCCACGAAUAGGCUAA